AUGUCCUCAAAUAAAGAUAUCUUCACUCUAUUCGAUAAAAAGGGCCAAGGUGCCAUCCCAUCCCAAUUGGUCGCCGAUUACUUAAGAGCUGUAGGCUACAACCCUACCAAUCAACAAACUAAUGAUAUACUCUCUUCUUCUGGUUCCCCAGAUACUUUGUCUUUCGAUCAAUUAUCUCAAUUGAUCGAAGAUAAUAAAGAUACUCUAGAAGCCACUACUACUGCUCAAGUAGAUGACUUCAUUAAAGCUUUCCAAGUUUUCGAUAAAGAAAAUACAGGCAAAGUAUCAGUAGGUGAUUUGAAAUACAUGCUUACUGGUUUGGGUGAAAAAUUAUCAGAACAAGAAGUUGAUGAAUUGUUAAAAGGGGUUCAAAUAGAUCAAGAUGGUGGUAUUGAUUAUAAGAAAUUCAUUCAAGAUAUAUUAACUCAAUGA
This is a messenger RNA of Vanderwaltozyma polyspora DSM 70294, 432 nucleotides long. It is a transcript of the gene MLC1, whose product is annotated as Mlc1p. Bases 1 to 432 code for a protein of 143 amino acids. Gene Ontology annotation, cellular component: myosin II complex. The transcript has a single exon. The record is from RefSeq and is a predicted model, not a curated record. Gene Ontology annotation, molecular function: calcium ion binding. Gene Ontology annotation, biological process: mitotic actomyosin contractile ring assembly. NCBI's taxonomy places the organism in Eukaryota, Fungi, Ascomycota, Saccharomycetes, Saccharomycetales, Saccharomycetaceae.